GUCCUAAAAUGGUAGAAUUCCACGGUCAACAAUUUCAGAUCAACUCAAAGGACGGCAAGCCACUUUUUACAGUGGAUGAAAAUGAGGUUGUAAUUGGCACAGAUAAACUUCGAGUCACAGGGCCUGAAGGAGCACUUUUUGAACACUCUGUAGAAACACCACUUGUAAAGGCAGAAGCUUUUAAACAGCUUAGGCUGGAAUCACCAACUCGAUCUUUGAGCAUGGAUGCACCACGAGGAAUUAAUAUCAAAGCACAAGCUGGGAAUAUUGAAGCUCUUUCCCAGAUGGAUAUCAAACUACACAGCAGUGAUGGUGUGCUUUUGCUCGAUGCUGAAACUGUGCGACUGCCCAAAUUGCCUGAGGGUACAAGGGGUGGAUCUGGUAUUUCUCAGGGGCUCUAUGAAAUCUGCGUGUGUCCAGAUGGAAAGCUCUACCUGUCAGUGGCCGGCGUGGGCUCCACUUGCCAAGAAUACAGCCGUGUCUGCCAGUGA
Apaloderma vittatum (bar-tailed trogon) is the source of this 491-nucleotide messenger RNA. RefSeq names its product sarcoglycan, gamma (35kDa dystrophin-associated glycoprotein) (gene SGCG). The transcript is spliced from 4 exons. Gene Ontology annotation, cellular component: sarcoglycan complex; sarcolemma. The annotation marks the transcript as partial. NCBI's taxonomy places the organism in Eukaryota, Metazoa, Chordata, Aves, Trogoniformes, Trogonidae. The record is from RefSeq and is a predicted model, not a curated record. Gene Ontology annotation, biological process: heart contraction; cardiac muscle tissue development.